Messenger RNA from Durusdinium trenchii, 3420 nucleotides. Lineage: Eukaryota; Dinophyceae; Suessiales; Symbiodiniaceae. The record is from the annotation of a GenBank genome assembly.
UCUCUAGCGAAAGUACAGCUAUAACCCGAAGCAGCAAGCUAGGGACAAACACACGUGAAUUCUUUGGGGGCUGAAGGGUCUAAAACUGGGGGCUUCCUUCAAAAGGAGGCCUUGCCAACAGCUGAGGACUUAUCGCGCCAUCCUAGACUGGACCCCUGCUUAUCUGGUGUUUACAGUAUCUAUCCUGUUUUCCGUUUAUGCUCCACACCGGUCCUGUUGAUGUGUAGCAGAAGUUCCGGAAAGGAGUCAACAUUUGCUUGAGCUGCUUGAUAGACUGCCAAAGGGUGGUUUGACCAUCCAUCACCAAGUAGUUGCCGUUCUGGAAGCCGUGGGCUGUAGUCCUGCGCCCGUGACGCGUCCUGUUGCGCGCCUGCUGCGCAUGAACGCGCUUUGACCUUAUCAUUCGACCAAUCGCUGGGGCGCCUGAAUCGCCCCGAUGCAUUUCGUGUUACUUUUCGUCUUCCUGAAGGCCGUCAGAGGUGAGGAGGCCUGUGAUCUCGACGGAGGCCCUCAAAAGCAAAGAAGUUUGCUCCAGAACUUCGCAGUCAAAUCCGCCGUGUCACAGGAGAACGACUUACAGCCGGGGCCGCGUCUCAGGCUCAAGGUCUUGGGCUACAACCCCGAUGAGAGGCCUGAGGAAGUCCAGAGCAAGGACACGAGCCUUUGCGAAGAGGACAUCUUCGCGAGGCCGGAGCUUUGCCCAGCAAAGUGUCCCUAUGCAGCUGAGAUGAAAAAGGAGUUUUGCCACUUUCGCUGCGUGGAGCGGAACCAGUGCGGUUUGCUGGGUACAGUGGAGAAUGCCACGAUCCCUGAUGACAGGCUGAUGGUCUGUCGACAUUGCAAUGUAGAAGGAUGCUUGCAUUGUGCGCACGCCAAGCCUGGGCAAGUAGGAGAGAAACUGGAGCACUGCCGUCAAUGCAUGCCGGGCUAUUCGCUCACCGAGGAGGGUGAAUGCCAGAUGAAAGGCUUGGGCUUCUUCAUCGCGAUGGCGGUGAUCUCGGUGGUCGCUGUCAUCCUUGUGAUCGUGUGGUAUGUGCUGAUUUCCAUGAAGCCCUGCGUGAACCCCGAAGGUGUGGCCGAGGGCUACGAGAGCCGCGAGCGCACGCGGCUCACAGAGGUCUCAGGAGAAGCCUAUCCCUUGACCACGAACCUGCUCAGCACCAAUGUCGCGGGCGUUGGAACCAUGGCCCUGUUCCGCUAUCAGUUUGCGCUCUUGAUCUGGGCCAUCACACUGUUGCUCGUCUGGUUUGGCUUCGUGAUCUUUGUGAGCUCUGAUCUGCUGAUUUUGGGCAAUCGACUGGCCGAAUCCCCUCAGAUGCUUUGUGCCAUCGUCGAAUGGGGUCACCACCGACAGAUGGAGCUGAUUUGGACCAAGGUGUCCUGGCUUUGCUUCGCCUACAUCUUCUCCUUCGGUGGUGCCAUCUUCUACGCAGUGCAGCAAACGAAGCUCUUUGCUCGAGCUGAUGUGGAGCAUGCCACCAUGGCGAGCUUCGCCGCCAAGCUGGAGGGGCUCCCGAGCUUGGGCGGGCAUGAGCCGGUGGAGGAGAAGUUGAAAGGUGCUGUGAAGGCGGCAACGGGUGUCCAGCCGGUGGCUGUGAGCGUGGCCUGGGAUUAUGCCCCGUCACGGAAGAUGGUGGAGGCGAUCUUGGAGCAGGAGAUGGAAGCUGAGACAUCGGCCCAUGCGCCACACGCAGAGCACGAAACACCGAGCGCUUCUGGGAUCUUGGGCCAAGCAGAGGCCUGGGCCACUGGAAAGGUCCUAGAUGCUUGGCAUGUGCACCUGGAGCAUCAUCACGUGAGCGAUGAGGAAGUGAAAUCCCUCUUGACCUCAAUGUCGACGUCCAGCUGUGCCUUUGUCGUCUUCCCGAGUCAAGAGGCUCAGGCGAAGGCCAUAGCUGCUGUAAAGACCUCUGGGGUGGCUGUGGAUCAAAAGGCUUGCAAGCUGACGCCCUGUCGCUAUGCGCCUGAAGGGCUCUUCUGGCACAACAUGGGUGUGACUCCUGAGCAGCGCACACGUCGAAUCAUGCUGGCGCUGCUGGCCUUGGCUGUGUCUUGCACCAUCUGGACCUUCAUCCUCUACAUUCCGUAUGCGCUGUAUAUGUCAUCUUUCUCCUAUGCCAAUGGCGAUGAGCCUGGAGAGUUCUCAGAAGGUCUUUUCAUUUGCUUAGUGGUGGGCUCGCAGAUCGGUUUGUUCGUGGUGAGCUCCAUGGGCGCGAAGCACGCGGCCUUUCACAGCGAGGACGAGACGCAGAAGGCCUACACCAUGUACUACAAUGCGGCUUUGAUUUUGAAUCUGAUCCUGGACUUGGCCUUACAGACGUACCUUAGCUACUUGCAGAUGGUGGGCGUCGGUGCACAUACUUCGGAUGGACGACUCCUGGGAAGCCUGGAAAGCUUCCAAGAGAUUUUUGAGUCCUACCCAGUGCAGAAGUCCAUGGGUAAGCUCCUUUUUGUGUAUUGCUGGCCCUGUACAUUCUUUGUGCCUUUUUUGGCGGAGCCCUUCGCAGUGCAGUGGCUGCCACAACACUUGGGUCAGAAAUUGGUGGGUGCCGACAAGCGCAUCAAGGGUGAGAACGCUGAGAAGGCUCUGGAACUCGGAGAAAUGGAGCAAGGCCGUUACGCGGAUUGCAUCUUCAACGUCAUCCUGGUGGUUUGUAUUCCAUUUAUCUCCCCGGCCUAUCUUGCUCUAACCUUCGCCGCGCUGAUCUUCUCGCACCUCUACCUCUACCUCUACGACACGGUGAAGGUGCUGCGGUAUGUCCGGAAGUUCAACUUCAGCGGCCCAGAGGUCCACUGGCUGGGCAUGCAGCUCUUCGCGCUGCCGGUCGCCAUCUUGGCCGCCUGUUUACUCUUCAAGGCCAACCAGAUGUCCGGUGAUGGGACGCUGGGCUCUGGCUUCCUCAAGGGCUACUCCUUGGGCCUUGCUUGUGUGGGCGUCGCCCUCCUGCACUUUGUGGUCCACUUGUGCGUGCUGGAGUACAUGGUGAAGCCCAUGGCUGACCAGCAGGAGGAGCAGAGCUCGGCGACCUAUGCGGAGGCCGCCAAGAGCUGCCCGGCCACCUACCUCUCAACGAAUCCCAUCCACUGCCUAAGAUCCAAGUACAUCCUGAAGCACAAUCCUCCGCAGGCCUUCUACGCGCCUGGAAAGGAGAGUCUGGCGAAGACGAACCCAGAGAGCCUGGGCUGGGCCAACGUUUCAUAAAAAGUCCUUAAUGAAAUGUUCGCUGGCUGAAAAAAAGGAAAAGCCGAUUGGCGCCUACUUUGAGUUCCAGGAGAAGGGGUUGAAGUAGCUCCGCAGACAGAUCCAGCUUCCGGAAAAACGAACGGCGGCCGGGAGAGGGUGUCCCACUCCGCUUAGAUGCUGUUCGUGCUACGUGCAAGUCAUGUAAGUUGAUGUUCCUUGGAUACUAUGGUACGGAU